CUCCGUUUGCAUACAAACCAAAAAUGCUUGGUUGUCUGCAGCUAAUUGCUAGUUUUGCGGCAUUUCUCUUUCUCGUUUUUUCAUUUCCAUCGAAGCCGAUAUUGCCGAGACCUGCUCUUUCCAGAUUGGCCUCUAUUAGGAAUGCUGCCAUCAUUUCUCAAAAAUUUAGGGCAGACUUAUGACUACACAACUGAUGUUCUGCAAAGAAAAGGAGGCACUGGUAAUUUCCUCGGACCCUGGUUUACUGGAAUGAACUAUUUGGUGACAUAUGACCCCAUGAACGUACAUCGCAUUAUGAGCAAGAAUUUCGCCAACUACAUUAAAGGGCAUGACCUUCGCGAGGUUCUGGAUGCUUUUGGUGAUUCUAUUUUUACUGUAGAUUCAGAUGUUCCGAUCCACCUUCGGGCUAUAUAUAGCCAUGGGUUCAGACAGAGCGAAAUACAGAAGCCUCUUGAGUCCUCGCGGUUCUCUCUUCCUCCCUCUGCCAAUCUAUCUGUCUGUAAUUACGUUUGGUCUCCGUUGUUCUGUUCCCUCGUUUCACCGAGGAAGUGCUUGUUUAAUCCUGGGGAACUGCCGGCCGUCCGAGGGUGUGCCGGAAUAGUUCUUAAGGACAGUGUCCUUCUGGGCACGACUCAAGCAACCAGUCAGGAGUUUGCUGUUACACACGUUUGCCGCCGGUAUUAUUCAACAUCAGAUGCAUGGAAACACUACAGGGCACUUCAGCAUUCAGUUUUCAAAACAAAAUGCUUCGAGAAGUUUUGGGAGAAGAUUGUUCGAGAGAAGGUGGAGAGUUGUUUGAUUCCUCUUCUUGAUCAAGUCGAGAAGCGAGGAGUUGAAUUGGAUCUGCAAGAUGUGUUUGGUCGCUUCAACUUUGACGCUGUCUGCUCUAUAGUCUUAGGAUUUGAUCCAAAAAGCCUCACACUAGAUUUCCAAGAAGUUGCAUGCAUGAGAGCCUUUGAUGAAGUGGGAGAGUUCACAUUUUACAGACACACAAUACCUAAAAGCGUGUGGAAGCUUUCUCUCACGUGGUUCUUUUGGCUUGUUGCUACACACCCUUUAGUAGAAGCAAAGAUUCAUGAAGAGAUCAAAGAAGAAAAGGAAGUGAAAGAUCAAGUAUAUCUCCAUGCUGCUUUGUGUGAAGGUUUGAGACUGUACCCUCCCGUACCUUCAGUUAUUAGGCAAACGAUCAAACAUGAUAUUCUUCCUAGUGGGCAUGAGGUCAGUCCUAUUACUAUGAUAAUGAUAUCUUUGUAUGCCAUGGGAAGGUGUGAAGAAAUAUGGGGAAAAGAUUGCUUGGAAUUCAAACCAGAAAGAUGGAUCUCAAAAAGAGGAGGUAUUAUUCACAUGCCAUCAUACAAAUUUAGUACUUUCAUUGCAGGCCCUAGAACAUGCUUGGGUAAGGACUUGUCUUUCAUUCAAAUGAAGAUUAUGGCUUCUGCUAUCUUGUGUAACUAUCAAGUUCAUGUGGUGGAAGAUCAUCCUGUUUCUCCCACACUUUCAAUGGUGCUUCAAAUGAGAUAUGGUCUCAAGAUUCGGAUCACAAAAAGACAUUGACCAAUAUAAUAUAAAAGUAGAAGGCAAUUCAUAUUUUGUGUUGUAUGUUUGAAGUCUUUUGUUGUGCUUGUGUCCGUUUUUCUACUUCGGUAAUGUUAUCAUGUGCGUAUUGGUUGAAGGGAUAUAAUCAAGCCACUAAUUGGCUUGCACCUGAUAAUGUUGCUAUAAAGAUGGUUGCACUAUAAUGGCAUGAUGUU
This is a messenger RNA of Prosopis cineraria, 1751 nucleotides long. RefSeq names its product alkane hydroxylase MAH1-like. The transcript has 3 exons. The coding region runs from base 142 to 1554 and encodes 470 amino acids. NCBI's taxonomy places the organism in Eukaryota, Viridiplantae, Streptophyta, Magnoliopsida, Fabales, Fabaceae. The record is from RefSeq and is a predicted model, not a curated record. Gene Ontology annotation, molecular function: iron ion binding; monooxygenase activity; oxidoreductase activity, acting on paired donors, with incorporation or reduction of molecular oxygen.